GGUCAGAACGGAUCACCUGACUGCAACGCACCACUAACAACAGCAGCCGCUGGCGUGCAAACUCAAACUGUAUUAUUUCUCAAUACGCUUCCUCUUGAAUGGUUUUCCUCGUCAAAGCGACGUUGUGGCGGCUCGCUAUCCGCAUCCGCAAGUGAAACCCCUCGGUGCCGCUGCGUCAUUAACAUGUUUACGCCGGUGCGGGAUGAAAGCUCCAAUCAGAUCAAUAAGUUCGAGAAACUGUCGUGGAGGCCCUCAAGUCGAGAUUCAGGCUUCAAGAUGCGGGCACGCUGGCUCCAGGCUCGCCGACUCUUAUCCCCCGCAUUUCCCAACCUGCGCAUCCCCAACAGGUUUCUGAGAGAAGGACCCUGGGUGCCUUCGGCCCGUAGCGGACACCGCUGCGUCGCAGACAGCACCCACCUGUAUGUGUUUGGCGGCUACAACCCAGACUUCGAGGAGGCGGGUGGCGCAGAAAAUGAAGACUUUCCACUCUUCAGGGAGUUGUGGAGGUUUCAUUUUGCAACCGCCACCUGGCACCGGGUUCAAACUGAGGGUUACAUUCCCACAGAGCUCGCUUCCAUGUCAGCUGUCUUUCAUGGGAACAACCUGCUGGUGUUUGGCGGCACCGGCAUUCCGUUUGGUGAAAACAAUGGAAAUGACGUCCACGUUUGCAACGUUAAAUAUAAACAAUGGAACCUGCUGGGCUGCAGAGGAACGAAGCCUAACAAGAUCUACGGCCAGGCGAUGGUCAUCAUUAAUGGCUGCCUGUACGUUUUUGGAGGGACGACGGGCUACCUUUACAGCACUGACCUGCACAGGCUGGACCUGACAACCAAAGAGUGGAGCCACCUCAAGCCCAACAACGUCCCCUCAGAUCUACCGGAGGAGAGGUAUCGACAUGAGCUAGCUCAUGAUGGACGAAGGAUAUACAUUCUAGGCGGCGGGACUUCCUGGUCAUCGUAUCGCCUGGACAAGAUUCACGCAUAUAACCUGGAGACAAAUUACUGGGAGGAAAUAGUCACCAAACCCCAUGAAAAACUAGGAUAUCCCGCUGCCCGUCGCUGUCACAGCUGUGUGCAGGUCCAAAAUGAGGUGUUUAUAUGCGGCGGCUACGACGGUCAGCUGAUCAUGGCUGACCUUUGGAAGCUCCACCUUGGCACCUUUCAGUGGACCAAGCUGCCUGCCGUCAUGCCGGAGCCCGCCUACUUCCACUGCGCUGCUGUCACGCCAGCUGGCUGCAUGUACGUCCAUGGCGGUGUGGUGAACAUGUCGGGGAAUCGUCGUACGGCCUCAUUGUACAAGGUGUGGCUGGUGGUGCCCAGCCUGCUGGAGAUGGCCUGGGAAAAAUUACUGACGACGGCGCCUCAUUUAGCUCAGAUGCCCACAUUGCAGCUGCUCAGCCUGGGACUUCCACACACCCUCAUCCAGCGGCUCAAGUAAGUCGUUUUCUGACCUAGGACCCGCUCCAUGAUUGGACAGAGGAGAAACCGCCGUUAGAAAAACAAAAUCAACAAAACGACUGACUGUGGUUCUGAAGAUUGCCUUCUGGUUUUCAGUCUGAUCCAUUUCCUUUCGCAUUUUGUAAAUGUGUCUUAUUUUAUACAUCUGUGUUGGGAUAAAGUUAUCUGUUCCAACUGUUGGAGCAUUUUUUUUAAUCUGGGCAAGUAUGUGAUUUUAUGGCCUCCAAGUUCGAUUUGCAUUUUCAAGAGAUAAACACUGGUGUCUCCAUUUUGGUGUCAAACUGUUCCACUCGAUUUUAUCUUGUUCAUAUUUUUGUGUUGAAGCAAAAUGCAAGAGUUUGGAAUUGUCUGACAAAAGUAGGCAGUUUAUUUUUGGAGGGUAACAUGCAACUGUGAUUAUUCUAAUUGAUUUUUUUUAUGGCAUCACUGUGACUUUCUUAGUGCCUCCUCAUGUUUUAUUUUUACUUUUUAUGUGUUUCUUUUUUCCCCCUCCAUCUGGUGCCUUUUGAAUGCUCAAAUUCCUCUUUAUGAUCAACAGUGCUGGUUGCGUGCAGGUUACACUUCUAAGCUAAGUUAUUUAAAAAUCACUGUGCUGUUGUUGACUCAAUGUUGUGUGUGCUUGUUUUUUAAUUUUAUUUUUUAAACUAAAUGUUGCUGUGUAAUAUAGAACACACUUUCCUUUUUAUAACUGGUCAAAAGGUACAAUUUGAAAAGCACAUUUAUAGAAACUUCUGAACACAUUCAGCAUGGUAAUACAAUUUUAUUUUUCACAUUGUCACUUUCCUACAUUUGUUAAUAUAAAGCCAGUCUGCUUCAGUGUUCAAAGCAGGCCUUGCUCAUGUCAGAGAUGUUUCUAGUUGUGAUGUUCGUGAUCUCUCCUGCAUGUCGGCAUGCCACUGCACUGUACAUAAAUGUCGACUCGAAUAAAAGGAUGAUGUACAUUGUUCUAAUUUCUGUUGUGCAAUAAAAGUCGGGCUGAUCAUCUUUUUCCAAA
Messenger RNA from Hippocampus zosterae (dwarf seahorse), 2451 nucleotides. RefSeq names its product kelch domain-containing protein 10-like. NCBI's taxonomy places the organism in Eukaryota, Metazoa, Chordata, Actinopteri, Syngnathiformes, Syngnathidae. The transcript has 10 exons. Gene Ontology annotation, biological process: positive regulation of stress-activated MAPK cascade. The record is from RefSeq and is a predicted model, not a curated record. Gene Ontology annotation, molecular function: protein binding. The coding region runs from base 184 to 1437 and encodes 417 amino acids.